Messenger RNA from Paraglomus brasilianum, 1353 nucleotides. The record is from the annotation of a GenBank genome assembly. NCBI's taxonomy places the organism in Eukaryota, Fungi, Glomeromycota, Glomeromycetes, Paraglomerales, Paraglomeraceae.
AUGUCUAUGUUUACAUUCGACCAUCCUACUUCUAGCCCCGCUUCCACCAUAACUCACAACUCCCCACCAACCACAAGUUCCACUACUCCUCCUUCAAUGUCUCUUUCGCCUUCUGCCUUUUCACCCUCGUCUCCCACUUCUUCCACCACUCCUCCCACUCCCACCACUCCCAUUGCUCCUUCCCACUUACCAUCCGACAAAUUCGCCCCUUUCUACACUCCAGAUCCACUCCCCUAUCAUCCUCUUCUCGACCUCCAACUGCCAGAAGGCCAUUACUAUUAUUUUCCUCCUAUACUGGCAUUCACCCCCUCUCCUAUAUCGAGCGCCGGUUUGUCAGACGAAAUUACGCACGGAGGAAUGCCGCCAACCGGAAUAUCUGGCGCCCUAUCUAACGGAAUUGCCAGCCAAAUCGCCAAUUCAAUUGCUAGCUCAAUCCCAAACUCAAUUGCUAAUUCAAUCCCACCAUUGAGUCCAAUCGAGACACCCGUUGAAUCACCACGCGAGGUCGACAGUCCAGAAAGCUGCACGGAGAUCGAUAUUAUCGAUGGGUUUACGAAUACAGGAAGCGAUUAUGCACAGGGUUUGGAUGUCAAGAUGGAGUUGGGCGUGGACAUGGACGAAGAUGUGGUAGAUGUUCCUAUGGGUCAAUUUGUCCAGUAUUCUCCACAAGCCACGACACCACUUACAUCCCCCCUUCAUUCUUGCUUCCCAACAUCACCGCUUCACACCGAUAGCAAUCCAUCCUUCAUGAGCCUAUUAACAUCGCCACCACUGCCGCACGAUAAAAACGAAGCCACUGCAGUAUUUUCUUUCGGUUCUAAGCCCGCUUACACACGUGAUUUCGCAAGGGGAUUUGAAGGCUUGAACGAAUAUGACAGAAGAAGAUCAUUCGACGAUGCAUUUCUCAGAAAACUUGAUUUGAAGAGAGAGAGGCAACGAUGGGAAGAAGACAGCGAAGAAACUAUGGAAAAGAGACGAAAAUCGCUGCCUAGUGAGUUUGGAAUGCGCAAGCCAUCUAAACCCAUAGCACCAUUUGCGUGCCCUCAUGAAAACUGUCCAAAGACAUUUACCCGCCAAUACAAUCUCAAGUCUCAUCUUCGUACUCACACCGAUGAGCGGCCAUUCGUAUGCAACUAUUCGGGUUGUCCUCGUGCCUUUGCUCGACAGCAUGAUCUGAAAAGACAUCAAAAAUUGCAUCUGGGUUUAAAACCACACGUUUGUCAGAAUUGCGGGCGCGCCUUUGCCAGAUUAGAUGCUCUAAACAGGCAUUUGAGAAGCGAUAACGCUACACAAUGUGCUCAAGCUAAUGUGAAUGGGGUCGGCAACGGAAAGUUCAAGACUGGUGGAAUGUAA